GUGGGCAAGUGCCAGGUGAACCUGGGCAACAUCCAGGAGAAGAAGCGGUUCCUCUCGGACAUCUUCACCACCAUCGUGGACCUCAAGUACCGCUGGUUCCUCUUUGUCUUCAUGAUGUGCUACAUCGUCACCUGGGUGGUCUUCGGCACCGUCUACUUCUUCGACGCCUGGGUGCGGGGCGACGUCCGGCACCGGGGCGAUCCCGAGUGGCCGGCGUGCAUCGAGAACAUCGACGGCUUCGUCUCCGCCCUGCUCUUCUCGGUGGAAAGCCAGCGGACCAUCGGCUACGGCUCCCGGAUGGUGACGGCCAACUGCGCCGAGGGCGUCAUCCUGCUGAUGGCGCAGUCCAUCGUCGGCUCCAUGAUCGACGCCCUGAUGGUGGGCUGCAUGUUCGUCAAGAUCUCCCGGCCCAAAAAGCGCGCCCAGACCCUCAUCUUCAGCAAGAACUGCGUCGUCUCCCGCCGGGACGAGAAGCUCUGCCUCAUGUUCCGCGUGGGGGACCUGCGGGAGAGCCACAUGGUGGACGCCAAGAUCCGGGCCAAGCUGAUCAAGUCCCGGCAGACGGCCGAGGGGGAGUUCAUCCCCCUGGAGCAGUCGGAGCUGAACCUGGGCUACGACACCGGGGAGGACCGCCUGUUCCUGGUGGAGCCCCAGAUC
Leptosomus discolor (cuckoo roller) is the source of this 657-nucleotide messenger RNA. Lineage: Eukaryota; Metazoa; Chordata; Aves; Leptosomiformes; Leptosomidae. The record is from RefSeq and is a predicted model, not a curated record.